AUGACCUCCAAAGUUUUCCUUGUUGUAUUUAUUCUAGCUACAACGUUAUUACUUCAAAGCGAGGCUUUUCAUGUUGGAACGGCGGGCGAUCUCCGUCAUGGAAAGAAACGCGAUUCCCUCCCUGGUCGUAUACAGGUAAAAUACAUCCUUUUAAUCCCUGCGAAAAUUCCCGACCCUCGCCUCAUCUCUUAGAAAAAGCUGUAAAAAAAGGUGAAUUUCAAAAAAAGCUCGUCAGCUUUAGAAUGAGCACUUUUAAUAACUUGUAACUAUGUAAGUCAAUCAAUUUCCACAAAAACCUCUUCAGCAGUUUCUAGCAGUGCUUUCACAUGGCACUAUUUAUCUAGUAUGUUGUUCUUCCCUCAGAGUCUGUGGAUUAAAUCUUAUGAUGUGACCAUUCAAAUGAAACCUCUUUGGCAGUACUUUCACAUGGUACUGUUUAUUUGUACUGUGUAGUUCUAACUUUUGAGACUCUGGAUGAAAUCUUAUGGUGUGACCCUUCAAAUCAAAACCUCUUCAGCAGUGCUCUCACAUGGUACUACAGUUGUAUUUAUUUAGUGUAGCUCUAGCUUUUGAGUCUGUGGAUGAAAUCUUAUGAUGUGACCAUUCAAAUGAAACCUCUUUGGCAGUACUUUUACAUGGUAGUACUUAUUAGUAAGGCUUUCUCACUUUUGAGUUUCUCGACAGCAUACUGCAAUCACCAUUUAUUUACUAUGCAUUAAACCUUUAGGUCUUUGGACAAAAUAUUCCAUUCUAUGACAGACCAUUCAGAUGAGAUCUCUUCAAUUAACUUAACUCAGUUCACAAGGUUGCAUUUAGUUUUUUAUAUUUUGCAAGAGAGAAUAAGUCAGAGAUUUUUUGACUUUUGGACUAUCAGUGAGGAAAGGAUUUUGGUGGUGGAAUGAAGAGGAUAACUGCUAAGUACGUAGUUCGCCUGACUUCCUGUCUGUUGAUGUUUUUUUAAUUUUUUAGCUUCCAGACGAGUAUACACCGCAAUAUUUGUGCACCAUCUGUGCAAGCGUUGCACCUAUUUGCCGAAAACCAGCGAGGGGGCGAUCCGUGGAAACCUGGAAACCAAGCAGUGAAGAAAAAUGAAAUCUUUAACAAUGGCUUAAUGUUGCCAACAGAACACUGCCCAUGCUGUGCCUAUCGUAAAGAAAACUGUAGCUUUUAAACUGAUGAGAAAUGAGCAAAAGGGAAUUGUUGAUAAAUUAAUUAAUAAAGCAAGACUAACAAGU
Molecule: messenger RNA, 1235 nt
Organism: Porites lobata
Lineage: Eukaryota; Metazoa; Cnidaria; Anthozoa; Scleractinia; Poritidae
Source: the annotation of a GenBank genome assembly